AUGCAUCUCUUGACGACCCUGCAUGUGCUUGUGGCAUUUGCUACACUUAUCGCGGCGCAAGUAACAUGUCCUCCAACAAUCACAAUAACAACAGACCCUGCAACCACAAGCGGGUUGACAAGCUCCUCCCACUCUCGACAGGUGAUACAUACCACCGAAUACCAAACUACCGUGGUGACAUCGAAUGGAACGGCCGUUUUGGAGACGAUUGCGAGACUUGUUCACGUUGAAAGUUCUGCGACGAAGGAGCUGGAUUCACCCACAGCCUUUGCGACCGGAUCUGCUUUGUGUCCAGAUGCUGUGACUGUCACGGUUGCCGCCACUCUGACAGCUCCUUCUACGGAAAUAGAUUCGACCGCUUCGCUGAGUACAAGCUUGGUUUCUUCCACCUUGAAUGUCACUUCAUCUGCAGUGGAACCCAGUUCGACGGCUCUUCCUAGUUCGAGCUUGGCUUCAUCAAUAUCCAACAUCACGGCCUCCACAGUGGAUCUAAGCUCAACUACUACAUCUGGUCCAACUGCUACAUCAUCUGGGUCAACAACAUCAUCUGGGUCUGGCUCAACGACCACAUCUGGUUCAACGACCACAUCUGGUUUAACUACUAGAUCUCGUUCAUCUACUAUAUCCGGUACAACGACUGCAUCUAGUUCAACGACCACAUCUGGUUCAAGCUCGACUUUGACGACAUUCGAUUCCACCCUCACAGCUCCGGAUCAGGCCUCUUCAUCAAGCAGGUCAUCAAUCGGCAGUGCGACGGAAUCAUCGACCGGGACGAACACCACUGCAUCAAGCAGCCAUGGAGUGGCUCUAGAUAUCUGGACGACUCCUACGCCAACCCUCGAAUGUGCAUUUMCCUGUCUGUUGAAGAUGCCAUGCAUGUCCCUGCCGACACCUACAACUAUCACAUUUCCACCAUAUACGACAACACUUUGCAAGCCGGCCUGUGAUGGUAGCGUCCAGGUGAAGUCGAAAACAGUCAUCACCCUGCCAGUCAUUUCCACCGAUUCCGUCUGCUUCUACCCAAUGAGUGCCACUGGUGAAGGCCCAGCUACACCCGUACCUCGCUGGAUCACCGACACUAGGACGAUUAAUGCUCCCAAAGGUCUAUCCACAUGUCCGCCAGUCUUCGCCAAGCCCGCUUCUGACGGCAAGUGUGGUCCCUCGAACCACUACAUGUGCGAAGCGGGAGCAUGCUGCAACAAAGACGGGAAAUGUGGGACCGGGAAGGACUUCUGCGAACAAGGUUGCCAGAUCAACUACGGCAAUUGUUGGAAGAACUCUACGACUUGCGUGGUUCCAGCUUUUGAAGACACAGACGAGACAACGCCCAUCCCAAUCUUUCCUGUCACAUACGAUGAUGAUUUCGAUGUCGUGUUACCUCCGAUCACGAUCAUCCCAGGCAUAGAACCUGUGAUCCCAGUCUGCAAGAACACUUGUGAUGAUCCUAUUUGUGGCAUCCUGGGUUGUAAUGGUGAAUGCGGAAUCUUGGGGUGCAGCAGUAUCGAUAUGGGAUGGUUCAAAGACAAGUUCCCCAAAACGGACUGUCAUAGUCUGGCGAGAAAGGCCUCGUGUGCAUUGUUUCAGAUCGGUUGCUGUCCAGAGGACAACGAUAGUGACGAUGACGGCUGUUCAAUCGCCCAAUGCACCAACGAAGACGAAGAUGAUGAACCCGGCUUCAAUGGAGACACCAAGCUCUGCGAUCCAGACAAGAUCGGCGACUGCGGGCCUGUGCCAGAUGAAAGCGAGCCAUCCGCAAGCGCCAGGUCGUCCUCGACAUCAAGCGAGGAAUGCACUUCAACUACAACUGUCCACGAUCAAACAGCACACUGCGUGGUCUCAAAAGCCAGCAACGGCAAGACCUCCACCAGCUGUACGUCCACCGCUACCGGCUCUCCGCGCAAAGGCUGUUCACUUCAACCCUCCACCAUAACAUCCUUCACAUCCGGCUGCGAGACUCGCACAGCAAGUCACGUCACAAAUGAUUGCACUGUUCUCACAGGCGCCGGCAAUGACACACGCACAGAAUGCACCAGCAAAGCCACGACCUUCUCUGGCUGCGAUGUCACCGGCAUAACGACCACAAGCGCCGUGACAGAAUGCUCUAACAGCAACACCGUCACGAACAUCACGUCAAGCUGUUUCGCCACCAACAUAACCAGCAUGGGCUCGACGUUCCCUGGUUCAGGGACUUGCACCGGAGCCACGAGCACCGUCUUCUCGGGCUGCGAUCUGUCAGGUACUGUGACUUCUGUUACGUCCUACGCCGAGAAUGUUUGCGAAUUCGUCCCAACGGACGUUACCAUCAUUCCAAUCCCAGUCGAACAUACCUCGUCUCCCUCUGCGACUGGUGCUGCAUCUACGACUACCGGUGGAGCUCUCACUGCGGCACCUACAAGCACGACCCGAGGGGCUCUGAGUGUCCUUCAAAGUGCAUUGGGUAGUGUUGCUGGCAUUCAUACAACAGCGAGCACUACUGACGACGCUCUCGAUGUCCUCGAGAGUGCUUUGGACGAUGCAACUGGCACGAAGAUUGUGCAGGGUCGACGGUGGAGACCUCUCGGUGGUAGAUGGUAG
Messenger RNA from Ramularia collo-cygni, 2574 nucleotides. RefSeq lists its product as uncharacterized. The transcript has 2 exons. Gene Ontology annotation, molecular function: chitin binding. Lineage: Eukaryota; Fungi; Ascomycota; Dothideomycetes; Mycosphaerellales; Mycosphaerellaceae. Bases 1 to 2574 code for a protein of 857 amino acids. The record is from RefSeq and is a predicted model, not a curated record.